Molecule: messenger RNA, 2296 nt
Organism: Larimichthys crocea (large yellow croaker)
Lineage: Eukaryota; Metazoa; Chordata; Actinopteri; Sciaenidae
Gene: nt5dc2
Product: 5'-nucleotidase domain containing 2
Exons: 14
Coding region: 30-1928 (632 amino acids)
Molecular function (GO): 5'-nucleotidase activity
Source: RefSeq, a predicted model, not a curated record
AUGUGUUUCGAGGCAGAGGGUAUGUUUUCAUGUGCCAGGCUGCAGAGGCAGCAGUAUUACCAGGAGUGUGUGUGUGUGUGUGUGUGCAGCUGGUCAACAAAAUGUCUCUGAAGACAGUGGGGACAGCUCUGAGUCGCACGCUGUGGACGAGAGGAAGCAGCACUCCUCCUCCUCAUGCUCCUCCUGCUGUGCUGCGAGCAAACACGGUGAACAGACUUUCCAGCACAUGCAGGGAGUCAGCAGGAGGAGGAAACACAACAGAGCAAAGUUGCGGCUCAUGCUCGGACAGGCCCGGCGACGACGUGCAGUCGUCCGGCGAGCCUCCUCACAGAAGUCAGCCUGGGGAGAAGAAGCGAGCCAAGGAGCCGGCGGGAGCUCCCGGUGUUACCGGUGCGAGGAGACGGUUGUUCACCUCCACCAAAGCGCCAGUGGACCAGAGGUCCUAUCUGUGGUCCCGUUACAAUGACACGAAACGGCUGGUUCACGACCUGAUUCCACCCGGUGCCUGUAACUCCCUCAACUCCAACACCAUCUACGCUAACAAUGAGGUCAACUUGGCCGAAGUGGACAUCUACGGCUUUGACUACGACUACACGCUGGCUCUGUACUCGGAUGCGCUCAACACGAUGAUCUACAACACAGCGAGGACCUUCCUGAUCGAACACUUUAAGUACCCUGAAGGCAUCAGCAAAUAUGAUUAUAUUCCCAACUUUACUGCCCGGGGUCUUCACUAUGACAUCCAAAAGGGCCUUCUGAUGAAGAUAGAUGCAUUUCAUUACAUUGAACCUGGAACAGUGUAUCGGGGACUGAGCCCAGUGCCAGACGAGGAGGUCAUUGAGCUCUACGGGGGGACUUUUCAUGUCCCCCUGCAGCAGGAUAGUGGCUUCUAUGGAAAGGGACCGAAAGUGAAGCAGUUCAUGGACAUCUUCUCCAUCCCGGAGAUGACUCUCUUGGCAGCUGCAAAUGAUUUUUUCAUUACCAACGACAUUGAAUAUGAUCCAGUUCACCUGUUCAAGGACGUCUCGGAAGCAAUUGGCAUGGUUCACCUCAAAGGCUACAUGUACAAAUGGGUCAUGGAAGAUCUCGAUAAGUUCAUUCUCAGAGGAGAAGAGACGGAUGCCGUUUUGCAUCGGUUGGUCAGCCAAGGAAAGAAACUCUUCCUCAUCACCAACAGCCCCUUCAGCUUUGUGGAUAAAGGAAUGACGCACAUGGUUGGAAAAAACUGGAGAGACUUCUUCGAUGUUGUCAUCGUGCAAGCAGACAAACCACACUUCUUCACCGAUUGUAUCAAGCCUUUCAGACGGUUGGAUGGUAAUGGAGAUCUUCGAUGGGAAAAGAUAAAUAGUUUGGACAAAGGGCAGAUCUACAAACAGGGGAAUUUGUUCGACUUCCUCAGACUGACAGGCUGGCGAGGUUCGAAGGUGCUUUACUUUGGAGAUCAUCUUUACAGUGACUUGGCUGACCUGAUGUUGAGACACGGAUGGCGUACAGCAGCCAUAGUACCUGAGCUGGAGCAGGAAACCAAAGUGGCAUGCACGAACCGGUAUGCUCUGAACCUCACCUGGCUACAAGCUUUGACCGGCCUGAUGGAGCGACUGCAGACACACCGGGAUUCAGAGUCCAAACUGGUUUUUCAGGAAUGGCAGAACGAGAGAGAAGAACUCAGGGUGAUGACGAAGAACUUGUUCAACCCUCAGUUCGGCAGCAUCUUCCGAACCUGCCACAACCCGACCUACUUCUCCAGACGUCUGUGUCGUUUCUCAGACGUCUACAUGGCCUCCCUCAGCUGUCUUUUGAAUUAUGACCUCAACUACACGUUUUACCCACGCCGCACACCUCUGCAGCACGAGGCACCUCUGUGGAUGGACCAGCUUUGCACGGGCUGCAUGAAGACGCCCUACAUGGAGGAGAUGUCUCACAUAAGAUGAGCGCUGAGCUCUCUUCAGUGACUGUUAGGAUUUUAAAUUUCAGGUCUGGCAAACACUUGACGACGCCUGAGGAUUUCUGUCUUAUAGAAGGGUUUCAUUUUAGCUAAUAAGAUGCUGCACAACCCCCCCCACCCCCCUCCGUCACAGUGCAAAGCAUCCCUGCUCCACAUGGUGACCCACUUCCCCGAUGAAUUCACUAGAGGGUGCUAUAGAUUUAGCUGCUGCCCAGAGAGGUGCUUUUAAUUAAACAUGUGGUACAGGAUAGACAGAUAACUGCCUGAAGCAAAGUGUUAUGGAAAUGCUGAACAAUACUGAGCUAUCACCGCACAACUACAAUAAAUAAUGAACAAAUAAAACCUCGAUAAUUA